Sphaeramia orbicularis (orbiculate cardinalfish) is the source of this 4020-nucleotide messenger RNA. It is a transcript of the gene znf185, whose product is annotated as zinc finger protein 185 with LIM domain. The transcript is spliced from 34 exons. NCBI's taxonomy places the organism in Eukaryota, Metazoa, Chordata, Actinopteri, Kurtiformes, Apogonidae. The record is from RefSeq and is a predicted model, not a curated record. Bases 180 to 3578 code for a protein of 1132 amino acids.
AGUGCUCACGCCCGUACCUGUUCACAACCUGAGGGACUGAAACACCUGUCACACAGAGCAUUUACUACCCACUGAGUGGCACACUGUCACACACUCCUGCCCGACGACAGUCCAUCUGGAUAUAAAGUGAUAACAGGAGGUCUGUAAAGAAACAAAGAAGAGAAACUUCAAGAACAGCCAUGUCAAACGAGGGGGAUAGAGCAGCUGUGUUCAAAACCACCAAAGUGCGGACCAAGCUGAAGGGAGACAGCAGCUGGUUGCAGCGCCGCAGUGAACCUCAGGAUGAAAGAAAAGAGGAGAAACCUUGGUUGGCUGAAGUAAGAGCGAGCCGCUUGAACGGAGCCUCCCUUGAAACCAGUCCAGUAUCCUCCCCAACAAAACCCACUGCGUCUCCCAUCGUGUCUGACACUGAAAAAGCACCUACAUCAGGAUACCUGAUCAGAGGCGUUUUCACUAAAACAGAGAAGCCUGCUUCAUCCUCAACAUCUAACGGCAUUAGUGGAACAACACAAUUCACCAAAAAACCUUCAGAGAGCUACAAGAGAAUAGCCCCACACACUGUGAGGUCCGCUUCAGAGACCCAGGAAGGCACACUCAGUCCCGAGGAGCAGGAGAAACGGACGGAAGCAGCCAGUAAUGUUCUGAGGAAAAGUGCAGGAAGGCAGCGGUCUUAUGUACUUUCAGCUGCUAAGUUUUACGAGUCUAAAGAUAAAACAGCUGACACUUCAUUGGUCAACAACAGUACAUCCUUUGUGGCUAAAAGGGUGGAGAUUACAGAUGAUGAUGAGAGUGUCGCUGCUCCAGCACCUGUUAGCCCUCCACCCCCUUCCACUGAUACCCCCGACACACACACUGCCGCUGUGCCUGAGCCCAAACCACGGAAAAUAGUCGACGCUAGUGCUAAAGUAUCUCCUGAAGUCACCGAUAAUGAGCCAGUUGCUCCAAAGGUAGAGGAAGCUGCUCUAGAGGCCAUGAAAGAAGAAGAUCCAGCUCCAGUAUCUGUAACAGAAAAAGACCCCUUUGAAGGCAUGACACCAGGUUGCACCAAAGUGGCCACUCCUCUACCUGAACUCAUCCCUGAACUUGUUCAAGCAGUCUGUACAAAACCUGAUGACUCAAAGGCUGCUGAGUCACCUGUAGCUGAAGCCGCUCCACCCUCACCUACUCCAACUCCCCCACCUGCUGCUUCAGCUGUCCCAGAAUCACCUGCCCCACUGACUCCUGCCAUAGUGUCUCCUGCAUCUGUGUCCGUUGUCACAGUGAAGACAGAACCUGAACCUGAACUUAAAGUGGAAGCUGAACCAGAGCCUGAACCUAAAGUAGAAGCUGAACCAGGACAUGAACCAGAGCCUGAGCCUAAAGUAGAAGCUGAACCAGCACCUGAACCUGAAGUAGAAGCUGAACCAGAACCUGUAACUAAAGUAGAAGCUGAACCAGAACCUGAACCUAAAGUAGAAGCUGAACCAGAACCUGUAACUAAAGUAGAAGCUGAACCAGAACCUGAACCUAAAGUAGAAGCUGAACCAGCACCUGAACCUAAAGUGGAAGCUGAACCAGCACCUGAACCUAAAGUAGAAGCUGAACCAGAACCUGUAACUAAAGUAGAAGCUGAACCAGAACCUGAACCUAAAGUAGAAGCUGAACCAGCACCUGAACCUAAAGUGGAAGCUGAACCAGAACCUGAAUCUAAAGUGGAAGCUGAACCAGCACCUGAACCUAAAGUAGAAGCUGAACCAGAACCUGAAGUAGAAGCUGAACCAGAACCUGUAACUAAAAUAGAAGCUGAACCAGAACCUGUAACUAAAAUAGAAGCUGAACUAGAACCUGUAACUAAAGUACAAGCUGAACCAGAACCUGAACCUAAAGUACAAGCUGAACCAGAACCUGUAACUAAAGUAGAAGCUGAACCAGAACCUGAACCUAAAGUAGAAGCUGAACCAGCACCUGAACCUAAAGUGGAAGCUGAACCAGAACCUGAAUCUAAAGUGGAAGCUGAACCAGAACCUGAGCCUAAAGUAGAAGCUGAACCAGAACCUGAAUCUAAAGUGGAAGCUGAACCAGAACCUGAACCAUCUUCAAACCUGAGCUCCAAUGUUGACACACUGUCAGCUUUGUCUGACACCCUCAUUUCUUUCGGCACAAGCCCAAGCAGCUUGAUGGAGGAUGAGCCAGUGCUGGAAAAGGAAGAAGGAGGCUCAGUGAACAUUGACACAGGGAAUGGUGUUGAACAGGAGCCAACUCCAAAGCUCAGCAACUGUGAACCAAUAACAGACGAUCUCCUGUUCCUCAAUAAUGGCCCAGAGCAGUCAGCAGAGCCUGUUCCCCCCAGCCCAGGACGCUGGAGUCAGGAUCUGCUUAGUGGGCUAGAUAGUGGGACAGACCCAGCCAAGACCAGUGGCACUGUGGGUCUCCUGGUCAAUGACAUUGACACUGAUGACGUUAUAAUUACCACACAGACACGCAGCCUCAGCAUGGAGCGAGAGGAGGAGAAGCAGACAGAUGAGACAGCCAAAGAAACACAAAGCCUCACAGAGACAGCCACUAUCACCACCAAAACUGUGAUCAUUACUGACAAAAGUGAAGAGGAAAAUGCAGCUCCUCAGAGUUCACGUGUCAUUACCACAGUCACUGAAUCAAGCUCGGCUGAUCCGUUUGAUCCAUAUCCGAUAGGGACCACAUCCCCUAACAGCUCCUCUGACCUGCUCCAGCCUCUCUCAGAUAUUCCCAUCAACAGUGCUUCACUUAUUUCCAUAAAGAACGAAGAUCCAAGUCCAGAAAUAAACAUGAGCAGUAAAACAUUGGAGUCCCUUGCAGAUGACAUCAUUCCCAUCGAUACUGACACCAGAAGUCUCAGCAGUCACCGGUCAUGGGCACGCACAUGGGAAGUGAACCCACCUCAGCAGACAAACACAGACGAGAGCCGAGAAGCUGAACCAGAGGGCCAAGCUGAAGAUCAACAGACGGUGGUCAUGUUUGAGAGAAAGUCCAAAGAAAAUGAUUCCCCAUGGGACAGGUGGACGUCGCCCACUGUCUACACCAUCAAUACAGAAGAGGAGGAGGAAGAGAAAGAAGAAGAAAGGCCAGAGGAUACACAGACAGAAACAGUGACAACUAUCACCACUGUCAGGGAGAUACACAGUGAGCCUGAGCCCGCUAUGGAUCGUUAUGAAACCUACUCUAGGACUGUGACAGAAGAAAACCAGCAAGUCCAAACACCAGAGCCCAAAAAGGGGUUUGUAUACUUGAAAGAGUAUGUUAGUGCAACAGAGCUGUCCUUGCAUAACACCAAAGACUACCCCAGCAGUGGGUCAGAUUAUUUGACGUCCAGCUCUGCCAAUUACUCCUACAGUAGCCCCUCCAAAUUCUCCAGUGGCUCCCUGUCAUCCAAGUGUACAUACUGCGGAGAGCCGGUGGGCAGCGAUGCCAAGAUCACCAUUGAGCACCUCAAUAUCAACUGCCACCCUUCCUGCUUCAAGUGUGGCGUGUGUGGCAGACCUAUGGGAGACCUUCUCUACAAUAUGUUCCUACAUGGUGGAAAAGUCCACUGUGAGAGUUGUUACAGCAAAGCUUUUGACUGAUUAUCAAAGCUCUUCAGCAGCCUCUUAUCCUCAUCCCCUUCCCCUCAUGUUCAUUAGCAUAUAAAGUGAGAAGCGGCCUUUUGACAAAGUUUAGACAGAGUUCAGUUUAAACUUAGGAUUGAUGGUUUAGGGUGAUCAAAGAGACUGUUAUACUGAACAUGACUACUGAACACUUGUUCCUAUGGCAUUGUUUUACUUUCAAAACCUUGUGUUGUUAUUCCUGGUGGUGAAAUCUGUAUCUGCCUCUAAACUAUGAAGGAUAUGUCUGUAAAACAGUGUCUCUGCAGUUAACUGUGAACAGACUAAUACUGGCAAAUGGGAUAUUAUUAGAAUUUAGCAACAGUAGUUAUAGAAGCAAUAUACUUUGUUAAAACAUUUUAUUCAUUUGUUCUUCAUACAAAAUAUUGUACAAUGCUUUGUUAAAAUAAAAUGCUUUACAUGA